Peromyscus leucopus (white-footed mouse) is the source of this 8524-nucleotide messenger RNA. It is a transcript of the gene Trim71, whose product is annotated as tripartite motif containing 71. Gene Ontology annotation, biological process: proteasome-mediated ubiquitin-dependent protein catabolic process; protein polyubiquitination. The record is from RefSeq and is a predicted model, not a curated record. Lineage: Eukaryota; Metazoa; Chordata; Mammalia; Rodentia; Cricetidae. The coding region runs from base 364 to 2931 and encodes 855 amino acids. Gene Ontology annotation, molecular function: zinc ion binding; protein binding; ubiquitin protein ligase activity. The transcript has 4 exons.
GCGGCCGGCGUCGCGCGCGCGGACUCGGGCUGCUGCUGCUGCUGCUGCCACUUCGGGGCGUUCUCCCCUCCCUCCAGGAGACUCAAUCCGUUUAGCCCGGGGCAAAGAAAAAAAAAAAAAAGCAAGCAACACACGCAAGACUCCUCGGGACCAAAUUCUUCUUGCGCCUCGGGGACUGGAUUCCACGGCGGACUUUGGGACUUGGGCGGGCGCUCGCUUGCUGCGGAGUGGCGGUGCAUGCCCUCCGUGCCGAGGUGGCCCGGGGGUCGCCUCCACCGCGUCCUCGAUGCGCUCUGCUGAGUGAGCCGCGCGCCCUCCUCCUCCUCCUCGCCGCACGCCCUCUUCCCUCCGGCCCGCCUUCAAAUGGCUUCGUUCCCCGAGACCGACUUCCAGAUCUGCCUGCUGUGCAAGGAGAUGUGCGGCUCGCCCGCGCCGCUCUCCUCCAGCUCGUCCGCCUCGUCGUCGUCCUCGCAGACGUCCACGUCUUCCGCGGGCGGCGGCGGCCCCGGGGCGGCGGCGCGGCGUCUGCACGUCCUGCCCUGCCUGCACGCUUUCUGCCGGCCGUGCCUCGAGGCGCACCGGCUGCCCGCUCCGGGUGGCGCCGGCCCCACCGAGGCGCUGAAGCUGCGCUGUCCCGUGUGCGACCAGAAAGUGGUCCUGGCCGAGGCGGCGGGCAUGGACGCGCUGCCGUCGUCUGCUUUCCUGCUCAGCAACCUGCUGGACGCCGUGGUGGCGACCGCCGACGAGCCGCCGCCCAAGAACGGGCGCGCGGGCGGCGGCCCCGGGGGCGCGGGCGGCCACAGCAACCACCGGCACCAUGCGCACCACCCGCCCCAGCGCGCCGCCGCUCCAGCGCCGCAGCCGCCGCCCGGCCCGGCCGCCUCUCCCGCGGCGCUCCUGCUGCGCCGACAGCACGGCUGCAGCUCGUGCGACGAGGGCAAUGCCGCCUCGUCGCGCUGCCUCGACUGCCAGGAACACCUGUGCGACAACUGUGUCCGCGCGCACCAGCGCGUGCGCCUCACUAAGGACCAUUACAUCGAGCGCGGCCCUCCCGGGCCGGCGGCCGCCUCGGCGGCGCAGCAGCUGGGGCUCGGGCCGCCCUUCGCUGGCGCGCCCUUCUCCAUCCUUUCGAUGUACCCUGAUCGUCUCGGCUUCUGCCAGCACCACGACGAAGAGGUCCUGCAUCUCUACUGCGACACCUGCUCUGUUCCCAUCUGCAGAGAGUGCACGCUGGGCCGUCAUGGGGGCCACAGCUUCGCCUACCUCCAGGACGCCCUCCAGGACUCUCGGGCACUCACCAUCCAGCUGCUGGCUGAUGCCCAGCAAGGCCGCCAAGCCAUCCAGCUGAGCAUCGAGCAGGCCCAGACCGUGGCAGAACAGGUGGAGAUGAAGGCGAAGGUGGUCCAGUCGGAGGUCAAGGCUGUGACAGCUCGCCAUAAGAAAGCCCUGGAGGAGCGCGAGUGUGAGCUGCUGUGGAAGGUGGAGAAGAUACGGCAGGUGAAGGCUAAGUCUCUGUACCUGCAGGUAGAGAAGCUUCGUCAGAACCUCAACAAGCUAGACAGCACCGUCAGUGCCGUCCAGCAGGUCCUGGAGGAGGGCCGGGCCCUGGACAUCCUGCUGGCCCGAGACCGGAUGCUGGCCCAAGUGCAAGAGCUCAAGGCCAUCCGGAGCCUCCUGCAGCCGCAGGAAGAUGACCGAGUUAUGUUCACGCCCCCUGACCAGGCCUUGUACCUGGCCCUCAAGUCUUUCGGCUUUGUCAGCAGCGGAGCGUUUGCCCCGCUCACAAAGGCCACAGGAGAUGGCAUUAAGCGAGCCCUCCAGGGCAAAGUGGCCUCCUUCACCGUGAUGGGCUAUGAUCAUGAUGGUGAGCCUCGCCUCUCCGGAGGCGACCUGAUGUCAGCUGUGGUCCUGGGCCCCGAUGGCAACCUGUUUGGUGCAGAAGUGAGUGAUCAGCAGAAUGGGACUUACGUGGUGAGCUACAGGCCCCAGCUCGAGGGUGAGCACCUGGUGUCGGUGACACUGUGCAACCAGCACAUCGAGAACAGCCCCUUCAAGGUAGUGGUCAAAUCAGGCCGCAGCUACGUGGGCAUCGGGCUCCCCGGGCUGAGCUUCGGCAGCGAAGGGGACAGUGAAGGCAAGCUCUGCAGGCCCUGGGGCGUGAGUGUGGAUAAGGAGGGCUACAUCAUCGUGGCUGACCGCAGCAAUAACCGCAUCCAGGUGUUCAAGCCCUGCGGCUCCUUCCACCACAAAUUUGGUACCCUAGGUUCCCGGCCUGGGCAGUUUGACCGACCAGCUGGGGUGGCCUGCGAUGCCUCCCGCAGGAUCGUAGUGGCCGACAAAGACAAUCAUCGCAUUCAGAUCUUCACCUUUGAGGGCCAGUUCCUCCUCAAGUUUGGUGAGAAAGGAACCAAGAAUGGGCAGUUUAACUACCCUUGGGAUGUAGCAGUGAAUUCUGAGGGCAAGAUCCUGGUUUCAGACACCCGAAACCACCGCAUACAGCUGUUCGGGCCUGAUGGGGUCUUCCUGAAUAAGUAUGGCUUUGAGGGGUCUCUCUGGAAGCAUUUUGACUCUCCACGGGGUGUGGCUUUUAACCACGAGGGUCACCUGGUAGUCACCGAUUUCAACAACCACCGGCUUCUGGUCAUUCACCCUGAUUGUCAGUCAGCACGCUUCUUGGGCUCAGAGGGCAGCAACAAUGGACAGUUUCUCCGACCGCAGGGUGUCGCCGUGGACCAAGAAGGGCGAAUCAUUGUGGCCGAUUCCAGAAAUCACCGGGUGCAGAUGUUUGAGGCCAACGGCAGCUUCCUGUGCAAGUUUGGUGCUCAGGGCAGUGGUUUUGGGCAGAUGGACCGCCCCUCGGGUAUCGCGGUCACCCCAGAUGGACUGAUCGUCGUGGUGGACUUCGGCAACAAUCGAAUCCUCAUCUUCUAAUAGAAUCUUCUGGGUUUCUGUGUUUAGGGUGUGCAUGUGUGCGUCUCUCGUUUCUGAAUUUCAAAGAAGAAAUCAUCUCAGGGAUAUUUCUUUUUCUUUUUCCUCCCUUUUUUAUUUUUAAAAGAGGACAAGAGUACAACAUUGCAUAAGUCCUACCUCAGCUUUUUUGGUUUUUUUUUUUUUUUUUUUUUUUACAGAUGAAUGUAAUUCUCUUUGUGCAGGGAUUGAGCCUGUGAAGUGAUAAUUUCUAUCUACCUCAAGUCUUUCAUACCUUCUCCAGCAGCCCUCUUUGCCCCUCCACGGAGCUCAUGUUCCCUUUUCUCUUGAGGGUAUGGAAUGCACAGGCCAGCGCUCCUGCGACCUCGAGGGCACUGGAAGCAUUAUGGUGGGGUGCAUUUUGUGGAUUGAGCCAAGGAAACCCAAAAAUAACUACUAAGUAAAAAAGAAAAGUAUAAGAUGUUGGAAAGAUAGGAUUUAAAAUUCAUAAUUCUAGUGUAUUUGUGUUCUUGAAUACUGUGUAUGUGGGGUUAGGUUGUUGGGUUUGAUCUUUUUGGGGAAAAUUUUUUUCUUUUCUUUUUUUUUCUUUUUAAGUGCUGCAACAGAGCUUUCCUCUGUUCUUGGGUUACCUCAAUGUCUAACAUCUUCAUCCCUAGGAUGGCUGUGGCUUGCUAGCCAAGAAAAGCAGACCAUUCAUAUUUUAGGUGUCUGGUCUUUGUUUCUGCUUAGGAAGGGUGUGUGUGUGUGUGUGUGUGUGUGUGUGUGUGUGUGUGUGUGUGUGUUUCAAAGCCAUCUUCGCCUGGGGGAAAGCUGGACUUGACACAUGGCGUCCCAGGGAACCUUCUCUUCCCAGUUUGCUCUCUAAGAAAUAGAUUUAGCUCAGGACUCUCAGUUGAAAGUGUUCUCAAGUUAAGUUUCUGUGUUUUGUUGUUUCUAAAGACUUAGGUAUAAGCAAAUAAGUUAACCUUGUUCUCAGAGAGGGGCUUUUCAGAUGUGGACGGGGUGCCACAGAAGUGGGGGGGGGUGUUGGAGAAGUGAGGCACCCCACAUCAGGGACUGUUCAGAAGGUGGGAUCCCGUCCCAAGAGGGAAGGUCUGCAAGAGUGUAUAGUAGGCAAAGGGAUAAACUUUUAUUUGAAAAAGCACAAUUUUUUUUUUCCUGCUUUGGAAGUUCAGGGAAUAUAGAAGUAUGUUUGAAUGACAAGUAGGAGUAUCCCAUCCCCACCCCCUUGGCUCAGGUCUCUUUCUCAGGAUCCUUGUCUCUGAGUGGAGUCAGACCUCAAGGUUAACUGAACCCCACUCCCUCCCCCAAAGGCCUUUGAAUGUAAAGUAUUUGUAGACCAAAUCCCCCUUGACCCAAAGUGCAGGACACAAUAUAUAUCCUUUUUUAAACCUGUACCAAAGAAUAGGAUUGUGGGGGUAUGUGGCUCCCAUGCCACUACAGGACUGAUUAGUGGUAAACUACACAUUUGGUCUCGACGACAUCAUCAUCUGUCUGAGGAUGGGGACCCCAUCGAGCCUCUGUACUCCUCACUACUGAAAUCAGAUUGGAUUUGAAAGGGGCUCUCACAUCGCUGACUGAGGACAGGAAGCUCCUGCCUGAAACAGACCAAAAGAUGAGUUUCUGCCCAGAAAUGGAUUUGGUUUUAAAAGAGAAAGUUAAUAAAUGGAGCAAUUUACCCCCUGUCAUCCCAAGAAGAAGGUGGUGAUGGGAAGCCUGUGAUGGGUCAGUCACAUUGCUUUGGGACAUUUAACUUGCCAGUGUGAACUAUGAUGUUCAUUCACAUGACUUUAAUUUCAGGAUUUCUGAGUGACCCAGAUGGGGAAGCAGGUACCAGAGUCACUUUGUUAGGGAGAAUGGUACACAAUCAAGGAACCCCGAAGGUAGCUUCCAGCUGCCAAGUCCUCCUUUCCGGGGUCCUGGGUUGGUGGAAGGACCACUGCGAAAGAGAUCGUACUCGGUACAAGCUCCUUUUUUGAAGUUUCCUAGUGGAUCCUCCCCCAGUUCAUAUUCCUUAGCCUUUAUUGUGCCCCCUAAUUGUUAAGCUGGCUUUUACAGGACAGAGUAACUGGGAGGCAGGUCCCCCCUCCAGCAAAAUGCCCUUAAACACUCAAUACAACUGGUGUUAUGUAACGAUGAUUCUAAUUCUCAGAAAUCUGAUUUUAAUUGUGGCCAGGGAAAAGCUAUUUUAGUUUUUUUUUUGUUUUUUUUUUCCCCCCUUUCUGUUCCUCUUCAUAGCUUACCUAUGACAAGAAUAUUGGCUAUUUAGUGGGAAAUUUUUUCUGGUGAAUUACGACAGAUAAAAAUACUUGAUAAUUUACUUAGGAUUUGGUUGCUCAGCCCAGGUUUCCACCUUGUGGCUGAAAUGGUCAGGUCUUAAAGAGUAAGUAGAUAAGCCAGUGAAGGCUUAGAGCAAAGUGUCCUUAGAGGUGUGUGGCUCUUUACCUUUCUGUAUCCAGAAUUGGUUUAUGGCUGGCUUCUAAGGAACGUAUGUGGUCACACCUGGAGAACUUUUGUUUUUAAAACAAGUGGCCAUUUGCAGCCGCCUGAGAUUGCUCCUGGCCUGGGGGGAAUCAGUGCUAAGCACUUUGGAAAGUGUGAUAAUGUGGACUGUUCCAUAUCAUGAUACAAGCCAUGUCUGGUGCCACCCUAGUGUGACGUUGCCAUGUAUUUGUGUGUACACCUGCUGCCCAAUCCGAGGUGAUGAUGGGAACGGCAGGAAAGAGACCAGGUCCUUAGUGCUGUGAAAGGAAGCUUUGUCACCAGUGAGAGACAGGCAGGCAGUGGAGGUAGACACAUGUAGAUCUGCCCUGGUCAGGUGGCAGGAGCUGGAGGGCGUGGGCAUCAGGAGAUCCCUAUUGGAAGUGAAUAUAUCUAAGCUUGAGUAUUGAACACCUGGUUGCCACCUGCCUGACAUUCCAAAAGUAUAAUCUAAAAGUCAUCACUCAUCUCUAAAUUUGUUCCUGAAGCCACCCUGCCUGCCUCCACACCUGUGCUCUACUGUGGCUGGCAGGUGACUCCUAAAGUUGGCUUGGAGCCCCGUUGUCUUGUCUGGGCUGCCCCCCAAGUGCACUAAAUUCCUCAAUCAAUACCCUUUUUAAGUCUAACUUAUCUGGGGAAACAUAAAAGGGUACCCUAAACAGAACUGGACUUCGUGUUGGGCCAAAGAAGUUGCCAAGAUGAAGGCACUUUGAGGUGGAUGGCUCAGUCUGCUUCACCGAAUCACCGUUGUUAAGCCAAAGCUUAGUUAUUUGAGCUGGGGAGUCUUAGGCUUGCAGCAGAACAAUAGUGUUGGUGUGUUGUCUUCUGUGUUUGGAAGACUCUAGAGUUGCUGUGUUCUGGUAGAUAGUAAAAGGUAUGCCAAAGUUUUUAGGCUGGCUUUUCCCUGUUGUUUAAGAAAUAUGUACACACACACACACACACACACACACACACACACACACGUGCCAAAAUUAUUUGUUUAGAGUAUCUCUCUCCUGCUGAGGUUCGACCAGUCUGGGGCUGUAAAGAAGGUGACAUUGUCACCUGUUCGCACAUUAGGUAAGGUUGGACCUCCUGACACUCAAGGGCUUUCUCUGUCAUCGUGUGGACCAGGGUCACAGGACACAGCACCUCUUGCCACACUGGUUGGUUUAUUAGAUUGUCUACCUCACUUUUGGCAAAGUCAUCUACCUCAUGUGGGCACCUGAUGGGUCUCAAAGGGAUAGUAUUAAUCCGGUGGAGAUGGGCAGCCGUGGGAGGCUGCUUCAAAGAUCCAGAAUUGACUUCCAAUACAGAACAUUGACCUGUUCAGUCGGUGUGGGCCUUCAUCCAAGUAGUUCUCCAUCAAUCUUGCUUUCUCUGUCUGCCACAAACCCAAUUCUGCAUAUAGUAUUAGGAACUGCUUCUGGCCUAAUGGAGAACUUGACUAGAAAAAGGCCUUAGGUCUCUCUUCUCUUCAAGAGAAAGCUGUUUUAUCUGGUAGGAGUGUCUGCACACAUGCCCUUUCAGUGGGAUCCCUGAAGGUCUGGUGGGGAGCAUCAGGUGUCUGAAGGCAUUGAGAAUCUCUGACGUCAUGAUUGUAUUUGCAGCUGUCUGCACCCAGCAGGAUGUCUGUCGCCUGGUGCAGCCCCCUCUACAGUGACUGGUGACGUGUACACUGCUCUUUGUUUUGAUUUGUUCUUCCUACCAAAGGCAACACUUUGACAUUUGUGGUGUGCCCCUCCCCCCCUUUUUUCCUUGUUUGUUAAAUACUUGAUAAAUUUGAGAAGCACAUUAUCAGGAAAUGCUGUACUGUUAACCUACCUCUGUACAUCCCGGUAACCUUCUGGUCUACCUGGGUGAGAGCAUCCUGAAGGCCCCCAGAGUAACUGGGUUUUGGGUUUAUGAAUAAGUGUCACCGUGAAGAAAUACCUCAAUAAUGUCUAUUUUUUAGAACUGGUCUUACGGGUUAACAGAUCCAGCCUGGUGGGCUGUUUUCCAUCGUCAUUCAACCAGCAAUGGUUCUAAAUGUUUUUGUGUAUCCGCAUGGUCUUAGACCUCCUUUUAAUGAUUGUAUUAACUUACGAGCUCAGGUCGUAUCUUAAGGCUAUCUCAGAGCACACUGGCUGAAUGUUGGCGCCCGUGGCUGCACCGCCACGGUUACUUUGUAACCAGCUUUGCGAUGGUUCUUGUGUUUCUAGCAAAACGGUCUGUAGUUGGCUCCUUUAGAGGGAGACUGUUCAUAUGUAUGGGGCUUUCUUGUUUUUAGGGUGGUAAAAUGUCUUUUCCCUUAAUGUUGAUGCUGGUGAGGGUGGGUGGUUUAGCGAUGUUUAACUAGCAUGUUACAAGUAGUUGUGGGUGGGAGGGUUGUUUGGUUAUUGUUUUAAUGGAUCUUGUUUAAUACUAUCCAUUAGCUCUCAUGCCUGGUCAGCCAAAAAAAAAAAAAGAAAAGAAAAGAAAAACUUUAAUUUUUAAGUAACUAGAGACUACAUAACUCAUUUGGGUCUCCCUUUUUUUUUUUGUUUGUUUUGUUUUUUAAAGAAGUGAAUACAGAUCUGGGUGGAAUUCACAGAGGCAUGUUGCCUAAUGUUAGAGUGACUUAAGUCUCUGUUAUUGUCACACAAGCUGAUUGAAGGAACACACUGCCAGCAUGCCUCCCCUGGCAGCAAAUCCCUCACUGCCAGCCCUCCUGGGAUUCCAGCUGCCUCUGCCACCUCUGGAAUAGCUGGGGUGUUUCAGGGCUCGUCAAGGCAGUGGGUGGUUAGGGGAAUUUCCCCCAAACCUCAAAGCAAAAGACGUUUUUUCUUCCUUUUUUUUUUGGGGGGGGGCAAGUCCCUUUUCCCAAUUUUGGACUUUUACCUUUAAAACUUUAAAUGUUGUUAUUAUUGCCAGCCGCAGGCAUGAUGGGCAAUGAGCAGGUGAAGAGCCAAUGGAGAAGCGUUCCAAACCUCCUGUGAGCUAACAGGCUUCUGAAUGUAUCUCUGUGCCCCACAGAGGAGGCUGGAGAAGCGGCAAAGGCAGUAUCAGCUACUGCAGCCUUAAAACAAAGCCCGUGUCUCUUUGGACUUUAAAUGGUUCCUAUGCAGCUUAUUUUAUUUUUGUUUAAUCAAAUAAACAGAGGGUCUUACUGUGAAAA